Messenger RNA from Ylistrum balloti, 2652 nucleotides. RefSeq names its product dual 3',5'-cyclic-AMP and -GMP phosphodiesterase 11A-like. NCBI's taxonomy places the organism in Eukaryota, Metazoa, Mollusca, Bivalvia, Pectinida, Pectinidae. Gene Ontology annotation, biological process: signal transduction. Gene Ontology annotation, molecular function: protein binding; 3',5'-cyclic-nucleotide phosphodiesterase activity. Bases 1 to 2652 code for a protein of 883 amino acids. The transcript is spliced from 19 exons. The record is from RefSeq and is a predicted model, not a curated record.
AUGUCAGGAUUGACUGCGAGUGCCGUGGAGGAAUGGAUGGAUUCACACAAAGACUUCAUGCAUGAAUUAUUCCUAAAGAAAGCGGAUACUAUCCUUAUCAACAAGUGGCUGUUACUGCACGGAUAUAGCGCGGUAGGUGAAAGUGCACCACAUCCUACCAAAAGGGGUUCACUGAGUGGUGGUAACAGCAAUCCCUCCUCUCCACGUGAUCUUCGUUGUGAUGAUGGUUUUUUUGAGAAUGCUCACCAAAGAACAAAUUCUAAAAAAUAUCUUCGUCAGGACUUCGCGAAAUCAAAAAAGAAGAACAUAUUUAGAACUUACGAGCCGACGUCCUCACCCGAACUCACGAUCGAGGGCCGACGUAGUAGUCUAAAAGACAUGCGGAUGUUCCGGUCUCUGCCCCCAAAUUCUGUGAACAUUUUGAGUCUUUUGAUACAGUCAAAGGUGAGACUACCACGUUAUCCUAGUAAAGAUAUCGACAUGAAGCGGGAUCUGAGACAACUCAACGAACGGGAUUUCUUUUUGGAAAUUGUGAAGGAUAUUUCCAACGACCUUGACCUUCGGAGUCUUACCAACAAGAUAAAAUCCAACAUUAGUGUGUUAGUUGAUGGUGAUGCAGGGUCCGUGUUUGUUGUAGAGGGAAAGGGUUCUAAUCGCCCUGUCCUUGUGUCCAAGUUAUUUGAUAUUCAUUCUGGGACCUCAAUCUUUCCAUCCACUUCCGGUGAGAGCAGCAUCAAAGUCGCGUGGGGAAAAGGAAUAAUAGGACAUGUUGCUGCAAAUGGAGACACGGUGAAUAUCCUGGACGCAAGUUUGGACCCCCGGUACAAUGACGAGGUGGACCGAAUAACAGGCUACGUCACAGAGUCCAUCAUCUGUAUGCCCAUUCGGAACUCGGACAACGACAUUGUGGGUGUGGCCCAGGUUGUUAACAAGACCGGGUCAUGUGAAGGUUUCAGCAAAGACGAUGAAAAGAUGCUGGCGACAUACUUAACGUUCUGUGGGAUUGCAAUACAUAAUGCCCAGAUAUUCGAGGCCUACAGCAAAGAAUACGAGAGGAAUAAGGCUCUGCUGGAGGUUGUCCAUGACGUUUUCGAGGAACAGACGUCACUAGAAAUGGUCAUUCACAAGAUAAUGCAGAGAGCACAAACGCUACUGAAGUGUGAGAGAUGUUCCGUCCUGUUACGGGAUGGUACGUCAGAGACAAAUUUUAACCAGGUAUUCGACCUCGGUUAUCCAGUGAAAAACGGACAGUCUUCCAAUUAUAACCCUGAAAACUCUUCAGACAUGAAGUUUGGUAACAAGAUUGCGGAACACGUGCUGAUUACAGGGGAGACAAUCAAUAUUUCGGAUGCCGAACAGGAUUGUCGUUUCGAACAAGAGGUCGACAAAUGUGGAAACAUCACUAUGAGGUCAAUACUGUGCAAGCCGAUACGAAACAGAGAGUCAAAAACAAUCGGAGUCGCUCAGGUAAUGAACAAAUCCGACGGUUUUUCCUUUGAUGAACAUGACGACCAGCUGUUUGAAGCUUUUACGAUAUUCUGCGGUUUGGGAAUCAACAACUGUGUUCUGUACGAGGAGAUAGCUCUAUUGUUAUCGAAACAAGCAGUCACGUUAGAGACUCUAUCCUACCAUUCUGGUGUAUCAGCCACAGACGUGGUGCGACUUAAGAGCCAGAAAGUACCGGAGACCACGGAAUGGAAACUGGACAGUCAUAGAUUUAACGAUUUCUCUCUCACCAAAGACGAGAUGUUGGUGGCCUCUAUUAGAAUUUUCAAAGAUUUAGGAUUCAUUAGGAAGUUUAAAAUUGAUUACGAGGUUCUGUGUCGAUGGCUGCUGACAGUAAGGAAAAACUACCGAAACGUUGCCUACCACAACUGGAGACAUGCAUUUAACGUGUGUCAGACUAUGUUCGCUUCCUUAAAGAGAAGUGGAGUAAAGCGACACCUGUCGGACAAGGAGACAUUAGCGUUGGUGGUUGGAUGUCUUUGUCAUGACCUAGAUCACAGGGGUACUAACAACGCCUUCCAGCAAAAAACUGGAUCUGCGCUUGCUCAGUUGUACGGUACCAACGGCACAAUGGAACACCACCAUUUCAACCAUGCAGUCACAAUACUAAACAGUGAGGGUAAUAACAUAUUCGCCAAUUUUACGUCCGAAGAGUAUAGUGGCAUUAUAACAUUACUGAAGGAGUCUAUUUUGGCGACCGAUCUCUCCCUCCACAUACAGUUACGUAACAAGUUUUUCGCAAUGGUCGACUCCGGCCAAAGCGCAUGGGAUGACCGAGAAUCAAAAGAAACUCUCCGAAGUAUACUGAUGACGUCAAGUGAUAUAGCCUCGAUAACAAAACCGUGGCAAAUACAGCGAAAGGCCGCAGACCUAGUGAUGUCCGAGUUUUUUGACCAGGGAGACAAGGAAAAACACCAGUUGAAUAUACAGCCACAGGCCUGCAUGGACCGGGAACGUCAGGACGAGCUACCAAAACUGCAAAUGGGCUGGAUAGACGGAAUUUGUCUUCCUUUGUAUAAUGCAAUGGCGAAAAUGGACAUAUAUUUUUCACCAUUGAAAGAGGGUGUUUUAGCUAACAGAGGCUACUGGGAGAAAAUGGACGCCGAUAAGCUUGCCAAAGACAUUGUUCGUGAAACUGGAGUCUAA